Messenger RNA from Musa acuminata AAA Group (dessert banana), 1691 nucleotides. Its product is annotated as probable protein phosphatase 2C 47. The transcript has 4 exons. Gene Ontology annotation, molecular function: cation binding; protein serine/threonine phosphatase activity. The coding region runs from base 184 to 1404 and encodes 406 amino acids. Lineage: Eukaryota; Viridiplantae; Streptophyta; Magnoliopsida; Zingiberales; Musaceae. Gene Ontology annotation, biological process: protein dephosphorylation. The record is from RefSeq and is a predicted model, not a curated record.
GCGAAAAGAUUUUCGAAAUACCGAUAAGAUCCGAGGAAACCCAAUCGGAGAAGGAAGCCGGAGGUAAACCCUAGAAGCAAGAAGAAGCCGGAUCUUGGCGCUGUUAAGAUCUCAUCAGGAUCGGAUCUUUUGCCGUGGGAAUUCGAUUGGUGCCGGAGAAGCGGGCGAUUUCUUGGAGUCGAAAUGGUGGCAGGCGCAGAGGUUAUCCACAAGAGCAUCCCCGUGCUCGACGUGCAGUGCCGAUACAUCGCCAAGGAGAUUGAGGAGAUGGUUGAUUUCUCCGCUGCGGCUGUGGCGGUGGUGGCGACGGCCCCUUUGUCGCCGGCGUUUCGGCAGGACGCGAGGGGAUCGGAGACCGCGGCGGCUGUUAAUGAUGCCGUUUCUGAGCUGGACUUGAGAACAUCAGAUGCCAUUUCUGAUGUGUCUGUAGAACCGCCUCAAUUUGUUCCUAGCAUCCGUUCUGGCAGCUUUGCUGACAUUGGACCUCGAAAUUACAUGGAAGAUGAGCAUAUUCGUAUUGAUGAUCUUUCAGCACACUUGGGAUCUGUGCUCACGUGCCCAACGCCUAGCGCUUUCUAUGGGGUGUUUGAUGGUCAUGGAGGCCCAGAUGCUGCAGCCUACAUCAAGAGGCAUGCACUUAGGUUUUUGUUUGAGGAUGGUAACUUUCCCCAAGCAUCAGUAGCUGAUAACGAUUUCAUGGUAUCUGUUGAGAACUCAGUUCGGGAAGCAUUUCUUCUUGCUGACCUUGCAUUGGCUGAGGAUUGCUCUAUUAACAGCUCUUCUGGGACGACUGCACUCACAGCUUUGGUGUUUGGAAAGCUUCUCCUGGUAGCAAAUGCAGGGGACUGCCGGGCAGUUUUAUGUAGGAAGGGUGAAGCAGUGGAUAUGUCUCAGGAUCAUAGACCCAUCCAUGCAGCUGAGCGCGAAAGGGUCGAGCAAUCAGGAGGCUUUGUUGAAGAUGGCUACCUCAAUGGCGUCCUCUCUGUCACGCGUGCCUUGGGGGACUGGGACGUGAAAAUGCCUCGAGGUUCUCCCUCACCCCUCAUUGCAGAGCCUGAGUUCAGGCAAGCGGUCCUGACCGAGGAUGACGAGUUCCUCAUAAUUGGUUGCGACGGGAUAUGGGAUGUCAUGUCCAGCCAGCGUGCCGUGAGCAUUGUACGAAAGGGCCUCAGGCGGCACGAUGACCCUGAGCGGUGUGCGAGGGAACUUGUCAUGGAAGCGCUGAGGCUCAACACCUUUGACAACCUCACGGUGAUUGUGAUCUGCUUCUCCGAUGAAUACUGCACCUCUUCUACCCCUCCUCGAGACGAACAGCAGCAAUCCAGGUUGAGGUGUUGCAAAAGCCUGUCGACGGAGGCUCUUUGUAAUCUCAGGAGCUGGCUGGCAAAUGAGGGUAGCAACUGACACCGGAGAUCCUGUGCUUCAUUCCUGUAAAUACAUUCAGUGAUUAUGAUGAAAAUAUGUAAUAAGGUAUCUUCCUCUUUUUUGACUGCUUUAGGGUAAAGAGCAGCUAAACAAAUUUUGUAGUUCCUCUUGUUUCAUUGCCCCCGUGUGAUGGAGGGAGGGCAUGUACAUAAUAUUGUGGAUGGUGGGAUAGGUCAUUGUUUACAAGUCAUUAUUGACUCAGCGUAUCAUUUCAUGUAUGUCUACUGUUUUAGAUACUUUUUUUUAAGACCAGAAUACUUGUGCUA